Molecule: messenger RNA, 747 nt
Organism: Seminavis robusta
Lineage: Eukaryota; Bacillariophyta; Bacillariophyceae; Naviculales; Naviculaceae
Source: the annotation of a GenBank genome assembly
AUGUCCAAGACACGAAAGAGUGAACGCCGCCAUCGCGCCGCCGAGUCGUUGGGAGACCAUUUUGAAGGCGAGCAAUCUGCAGAAGUCGAUUGUGGUUACGAAGACGAAGAUGUAGCUGAGAGUUGGAGUUCACACGACAUUUCCGCUGGUGCUGUCAAGCCAUCAGGUAGUCGAAGUCGACGUUCGUCGACGGGAGGCGGAAGUAAGGGUAGCAGUGGCACCAGUAGUAGUCGACGACGGGAUUCCGCUCGCAAGUCAGCCACCACAGCGGAAGGCCGCAGUAAGAGUCCUAGUGGCAACAGUACCAAGAGUGAUCGAUCAAGCCGCAACGGCAGCAAAAGGGAUAUCCAGUCGUCUCCUCGCCGGACUUCUGCGACUGCCGAUGCUCUAAAGAGUCCCUACAAGGCUCUCUCCAAAUUGACGAUCGAUGAUGGAAGUGCGGCUGUCACUCCUCGUCGUUCCAAGAAAGGAACUAGUGCUGGCAGUGGAAUCCCAAGAGCACCCGUGGCCAGUCCAGGAGGAAGCAGUCGAAAGUCAAGCAGCAGUCGUGAUCGAGUAGCAGGAGAAGGGAGUAGUAGUAGUAUUGGGUCUUCCAGACGAACGUCAGAGGCCGCGGGGGGCGGUGAAAAUAAACUACAGCGAAUACUGGAGCUCGGAAAUCAAUGGAAAAACAUGAAGCAACAGCACGAAAUGGCCGCACAACAGGCUACCUCACGAAGGGUCGACCUGACAAAGGAAAUAUUUUGA